Leptosia nina is the source of this 837-nucleotide messenger RNA. NCBI's taxonomy places the organism in Eukaryota, Metazoa, Arthropoda, Insecta, Lepidoptera, Pieridae. The record is from the annotation of a GenBank genome assembly.
AUGUUGCGUAUUUUCAUUCUCACAAUUACGUUAUGCGUAACCAACACGCAAAAAACGUAUUCCGCAGCAUCAGAGUCGCAAAUACGGUUUGCGUUAGAAAAUAAAUAUGACAACACAGGCCCCGGCGCGAAAGGACCGGAAUACGCCUACAACACAUAUAAGACCCUUGAAGAAGCUUUAGUUUCCUACGUCGGCGAUCCGGACACGAAAUUGCCAGAACAUGAACGGGCUAAAGUCGAACGGUACGUCAAUACGGACUUGUCACAACCCAUAAGAGAAUUACCAAAAACAGUUGAAGAAUACACAGGUUUGAAACAGCCUUCGCGUCAACGGCCGACACAAGUCAUACAGAGUCCAUUCCAGCCUCAACCCAUAUCUCAACAAGAAUCGUUCAUAUCACAGCCACUUCAAUACGAACAGGUCUUCUUACAAGAGCCGGCCUUCCAAACUUACCCAACAUACAAGCAUAAACAAAGUUUCUUCCAAGAUCCGAGUUCGAAGUACUCGUUUCUGGAUUUCCGGAGUUCAGAUUUAAGGCAGGGAUUACAAAAUGAGAAGUUAGAGUACAAGCUACGAGUUCCACCUGUCAGGCCUUUAGGUCAAGUAAAUAAGGACUUGGCUUAUGAUUCAAAUCCACAAUACUCGUUUUCGUACGGAGUACAUGAUAGGAAAACCGGCGAUUCCAAAUCAGCCCACGAGAGUCGCGAUGGUGGUUCAGUGCAGGGAUUUUAUACAUUCAUGGAUCCUGAUGGGAAGCAACGCACCGUCCAUUACACGGCAGAUGACAAAUUCGGAUUCAGAGCAACGGUUCAGCGAACGCACAUGAACACGCAAUAA